This is a messenger RNA of Helianthus annuus (common sunflower), 1643 nucleotides long. RefSeq names its product probable protein phosphatase 2C 68. Gene Ontology annotation, biological process: protein dephosphorylation. The record is from RefSeq and is a predicted model, not a curated record. Lineage: Eukaryota; Viridiplantae; Streptophyta; Magnoliopsida; Asterales; Asteraceae. The transcript has 6 exons. Bases 341 to 1474 code for a protein of 377 amino acids. Gene Ontology annotation, molecular function: cation binding; protein serine/threonine phosphatase activity.
UAAGUGUACGUAAACGACUCAUUUUAAACCACCCUCAGUCUUUGUUUUCUUCCCUCAUUUUCCGGCGACAGUUUCUUCCCCGUCCUUCGCCGCUGCCGUCUCAACGCCAUCCUCCACCGUCAAACCUCAUCAAACUACCCCUCUUUUCGGCGAACUCAGAUUUCUUAUCCGGUGGUCACAUUUGCAGUGAUUAAUAAUACCAGUUGGAUACACAAUUUUCUUGUAAAAGUGUGAGGGAUUCCAGAAAUUGGAUGAAGCAGAAUCAAGUGCUGUGAACACUCUUCCUCUUUUACCUAUUGUAAUUCCCAUUCGUCGUAAAGAAGAAAUUGAAAGAAAAAAAAUGGUGCUGAAGAAAAAUAUAAAAAGGAUGUUGUCUUGGGUGGGGAAGUUAGGAGCAUCUGGUGGAAGCAAGGAAGUCAAGUUGGAUGAUGAGAAGGAUCCACUGAUUUGGUGUAAAGAUGUGGAAAGGCAUGCAUUUGGUGAAUUCUCAUAUGCAGUUGUACAGGCCAAUGAGGUUGUUGAAGAUCACAGCCAGGUGGAAGUUGGUCAAAAGGCCACCUUUGUUGGUGUUUAUGAUGGUCAUGGUGGUCCUGAAGCCUCACGUUACAUCUGUGAUCAUCUCUUCUCUCAUCUCAUUCGUAUUGUUAAAGAAAAAGGAGUAAUAUCCUCAGAAACACUAAAAAAUGCCGUUUCUGCUACUGAAGAAGGAUUUUUAAAGUUGGUUCGUAUGAGUUGUGGGAUAAAACCGUUAAUGGCGGCAGUUGGUUCUUGUUGUUUAGCCGGGAUAAUAUCUGAAGGCACAUUAUAUGUUGCUAACUUGGGUGAUUCUAGAGCUGUUAUUGGGCGUUUGCAUAGGCGCAAGUCCAAUAAGAUUGUGGCUGAACAAAUAACCGAAGAUCAUAACGCGUGUAUGGAUGAAAUAAGACAAGAGCUUAAGAACAAUCAUCCGGAUGAUCCACAUAUUGUUGUUAAGAAACAAGGCGUGUGGCGUAUCAAAGGCAUUAUUCAGGUUUCAAGAAGCAUAGGAGACGCAUACUUGAAGAAGCCGGAAUUUGCUCUCGACUCAUCUUUCCCACGGUUCUACCUUCGUGAACCCAUCCGUCGACCCAUUUUAGGAAACGGGCCAUCUUUGUACAAUAGAGAAUUGAAACCGGAUGACAAGUUUAUCGUGUUUGCAUCGGAUGGGUUAUGGGAACAUAUGACAAAUCAGCAAGUUGUUGAGAUUGUUCACAAUAACCCUAGAUCAGGUAUAGCGAGGAGGCUUAUAAAAUUAGCAAUAAACGAAGCUGCUCGUAAAGGGAAGAUAAAGUAUGAGGAAGUUAAAAGGAUGGAAAAAGGGUCUAGGCGUGGUGUUCACGAUGAUAUCACGGUAGCUGUUGUUUUUAUCGACCAACAAGUAAAUACAAACAUCAAUGAGGCGUCGAUGCGUGGGUUUGCCAACUCAACCACAAAAUCGAGUUUUAGCACCUUGUAACGGGGGUGCAUCAUUCGAUUAUUGACAUGAUCAACACAAAACAUUGAGUUUUAGGAUGAGUCUCAUCCUUUUCGUAUUCUAACACUGGAAUUAUUGUCUUCAUCUUUUAGUUCCACAUUUUUUUGGUUAUUUGUUUCAAUAAAGUGACUAUAUCACUAUUAUUCCUUUA